Messenger RNA from Caenorhabditis sp. 36 PRJEB53466, 2264 nucleotides. NCBI's taxonomy places the organism in Eukaryota, Metazoa, Nematoda, Chromadorea, Rhabditida, Rhabditidae. The record is from the annotation of a GenBank genome assembly.
AUGAAAGAUUUGGUGCCGAAAAAUCGAGAAGAUGACGAUUUUCGGAGGUAAGAUAUCAGAAUUUUCAUUUAAAAUUGGAAAGAAAACUUUGCAGAGACCUAAAAAUCGUCUGGCAACACGACCCAAUCAACGAGUGUCCGUGGUCGACGACAAUUGAGCAUUUGAACGAAUUAUUCGAUUUGUACAACGUCGGAGAAGUCAAAAAUGUUCUGUGUCUCCGUCUAUUCGCUCAAUCCAUUUUUGAAGUUGUACGCUUUUUUUUUAAUUGAUGAAAAGCGGCCAAAGAAGUAUGAAAAAUGCUGUGAGAGAUCGCUGGUGGAGCAAGGCAUUAUAGCAAAAGAUUAUCAAUUUUUAUCUAGAAACAGUUAAAAAAACAACUAUUUUUGCAGGCAAACAGUCCGGUGGACUCUCCUAAGCUCAUGCACACAAUUUUCGGCGAAAGACUCAUAAAUCAGGUGGCGAACUACGAUCAACAAGUGUACGAGGCCAUCGGGCACACUACACAGUACAUGGCGUGGAAAAUACGCAAAGCUCAGAUCAUGUACAGAUUUUCUGGAUUUUUCAGACUUUCAGAGGAUUUUCUUGACGUUUUUCAUAUUUUUCUGUUUCUCAGGGCUGGGCAGUGUUCGGCCCAGGCUUUUCGAAGGCUUUCUAACAAAGGCCUGGACUCCAAUCGCGCCCAAACUUUGCAGGCUUCUUGAACAACGCUUUAUUCGACGAAAUCUGAGACCGAGUUUCUGUUGCUCUGUUUUGAUAGUUUUCCAUAAUUUUUCAGUGAUAGUUAGCCAGACUAAUAUCAGAAAGGUUUUGUGGGGCCUUGCCGCUGAGUGCAUUUUAAAAUCUUGAAUGGAUUGAUUUCAUAAAACAUUCAGCCUGCUUUAAAGCAUCUCGCCACGCUGAGGAUGUUUUUAAAGGAGCAAAAUAAGCGGCCAUGUCGUCCUAAUAAAGGUUCGGGGUUAGGUCGCGCAGUGAGGUCUCCUCUGAACUGUCUCUUUAUAAUUUUACUCUAUUAAGUGUCCAUAACAGAUCGAGGUGGUUUAGGAACCUAAGCUUCUAACGUUUGCUACUCAACAUUCUUGAUUCUACAGUAGAAUUUCUACUGCUUCGGAGUAAAUUCAACGCCAUCGAGAUCACUGAAGUACUGAUGCUUUGAUUAGCCCAAAUUCCUUCAUUAAAAAACAGAACAACAGUGAAAAACGAAAGCUAGUUGAACUCGGCCUCUUAUUUUAUAUUUGGCCUCCUAUUUCCGAACAGAGCCUGCCAAAAGUCCGGGCUACGCCAGGCCUUCAAAAAGCCUGUCCAGCCCUGAUUCUUCUAGAUUUUCAAAGCAAUUGCUAAGGUUAUGGGUUCCUUUCUCUUUUUCUAAUUCUCUUUAUUUAACUCUUUUUUUCCAGAAAUUUCCGCCGUACAAGCGAAGAGCACACGUGGAAAAGUGUGCGAAAAAUCAUGAUCGACGUUUUGAAGAACAGCGAAAUUUCUGAAAAUGUGAUCGCUGGAAUGGUUAGUUUCUCCUCUCUAUCAUUGAACAAAAUGCAGACUGAAAGCAUUAAAAAAAUCUGCAAUUUUCAGACGGCUGCGAUUCUGGAAGAGGUGGUGCGCGGGGACCGUCUCACGUGGGCCGAAGACGGUCCUUUGCUCCGUCGGGACCGUUUCCCGCACGUUUUCCGCGUCGCUUUCCGUCUUUUCAACGACGCGAUCGGCGAGAGACUGCGGAAAAAGAGGGCGGAAGUGGUGUACGAGGCACUCGCCGCCCGGCUCGUCACUUUUUACUGCAGACUGGCCGCCGACACGUGGAGGUGAUUUUUUUUGGAUUUUUUUAUCUCAAAAAUGAUCAAGAUUGGCCUAAAAUGAACGUUUUCUAUUUUUGCAGAAUUCUAAUAUUGCGAAAUGGGCCGAAAGUCGAAGUGGAGCACUUUUUGUACAGAAAUGUGGAAGUGAAAAUGGUAAUUUUUGAAAAAAAAAAUAUUAAAGAUGGAUUGGUUGUUGAAAAUGCUUCUGUUGUUAAUAAUAACUCAUUUAUUCACUUCGACCACAAUGCUUCUGUUGCUUCUGUUGUUGUUUAAAAUAUAAUUUGAAACCGGAAUGUUUCCUUGCAACUUUUCCACGACAGUUACUUUUUUCAGCCGAAAGUGCUCAUCCAAUCGCAGCCGCCCACGUCGAACUCGAAUUCGAGCAAUAAUAACGAAAAAUCGGUCGACGCCGCCCGUUUUACCAACCAGAGACCACUUUCGAGACCGAUGAAGAGAGAGCAUGACGUUUAUUGA